AUGUCUCGCUUGAACGGAACCAUCCCCGUAUUAAAUUGGUAGGUGAAAUGUAUACGAUAUGUGAGCUCAGACUCAGAGACAGAGCUCGUGUUUACAUUCUGUGUAGACGCUACGGCGUACGCAGGCUAGUGUUGGCACUCAUGUAAAAAUAUUUUCCUUUUUCGUUUGACAAAUCACAAUGAAUAUUAUAUGGUGUUUCUUUUUAUUUCAGGUAUACAUGCGAACUAUGUAAAGUCGAUUUACUGGUAAAUGAGAGAGAGGCUCAAUGCUGCCAAGAAAUCGAAGGCUGCUUAGAAGCGUUAGGGACAGAACUUGUUUUACAAGAAGGAGGUGCUGAGCCAAAUUGCAUAACGCUUCAUCCAGGCGGCUUUGGUUCGGUCUGUUUAUCACCCUGGUCAUUGCGUCCGGCAGGGCGUAAAUUUCGAAAACGUAGAAGGUGAUGAAAACAGGCAAGACACAUAUAUAUAAUAAUAUAUAUAUUUAUUAAACAAUCUAAUAUAGCCAUUUUUAACCCUGAUAAAUCCCCACAAUUUGUUAUCAAUCAGAAAAUUUCAUUUAUAUAAAACUAUUACAAAUAUUACAUGAAAAGUUUCUUAUAUUAUAGGUGUUUCCGAAGUGUUGCCUAUAGAGAGUAUAUACUAUAUACUAUUGGUUUAUGGAUACUUGGGAAAGAGAAGAAUACCUUUACCAGCAUGUGCUUAUCAUGCCAUAAGACAAGCUUUUGGUGGAAAAGACUUCAAAGGUUUUGAGGAUGACGAAGAGUUGGAAUGA
Paramuricea clavata is the source of this 771-nucleotide messenger RNA. The record is from the annotation of a GenBank genome assembly. NCBI's taxonomy places the organism in Eukaryota, Metazoa, Cnidaria, Anthozoa, Malacalcyonacea, Plexauridae.